AUGGGUGAAUGUACCAAGGAGAUGGCCUUUGAGCUACUCGACACCUACUACGAGCUGGGUGGUAACUUCAUACCGCACCAGCCCGUUCUGAAAGAUAGACUGGCCAACAGAAACGAAGAGCGUACCGCCGAGAUUCUGGAAGAAGAACACAGCCGCAGAGCCGAUGGGGAUGAUCGGGAGCAGGUUAAUUCCCGAUUCGGUGGCCGACGAGUUCUUGACACUCUGGAAGAAGAUGGGAAGGUAAUACAUGAGCAGGAAGAAGGCGCCGCCAAAGAAGAGCACCAAGGAGCAUAUGGCGGCCACUGUUCGCUUUUUCAUGAUUCGCGGUGGCAGGGUGGCUUUGUCGCCGAACCAGACUUGGGAGAUGAUAAAAAGGAUGGCGAUCAGGCCGAAGCCGAUGAAGAGGCCAAUGAUGCGGGAGCUGUUCCAGGGGACCUCUUCCCAUCUGUCCAUCUCGUUCCCAAGCCGGAGGAAAGCAUUGUGUACUAUACGCCUCGUCUAGAAACCUCGAAGAGAAUGGCUGAGAAUCUGCCCCCGAUGGAAUACCGCUUUCUGGGAAAGACCGGCCUCAAGGUCUCGGUCAUUUCGCUCGGAGGGUGGCUGACUUACGGCGGGCUCGUGGACGAUGAAAGAACCUAUGCGUGCAUGAAAGCCGCUUACGAUGCCGGAAUUAAUUUCUUUGACACGGCCGAGGGGUACGAGGGCGGCGCAUCCGAGAUCGUCAUGGGCAAGGCAAUCAAGAAGUUUGGCUGGAAGCAGCAGGACUUGGGUUAUUUCGACCAAGCUUGUGUUAUGAUGCUUAUGGGAUUCCACAGAUUUACUUUGGCCAUGCCAAUGCCCGGGACCCCCAGAAUCCUCUCAACAACAGAGGUCUCUCCCGUAAGCACGUCUGGAGGGUCUCAACCUGUCCCUGAAACGACUGGACCUGCCGAAAUCGUCCGGGCAUUCAACCAUGUCAUUGACCAAGGCAAGGCCUUUUACUGGGGCACCUCGGAAUGGUCCGCCAGUGAGAUCGCCGAGGCCUGGCGCGUAGCGGAUAAGCUGGGCCUGAUCGGGCCUGUUGUCGAGCAGCCUCAGUGCAACUUGCUUGUGCGCGACCGGGUUGAGAAUGAAUACCGCUGGCUGUACGCCGAGCACAGCCUCGGCCUGACAGUGUUCUCGCCCCUGAAGCAAGGCAUCCUGACUGGCAAGUACAACGAUGUCGAGGCGCCGCCGCCGGGGUCACGCCUGGCCGAGGGCGACGGCAAGAACGAAUUCAUUACCAACUUUGCCAAGACGUUUGGCAACGAGACGUGGCAAAGGGACCUGGCAGUAGUGGCCAAUCUCAAGCCUAUCGCCGAGGAGCUGAACGCCACUCUUGCCCAGCUAGCUCUUGCAUGGGCACUCAAGAAUCCAAAUGUGUCUUCGCUGAUCACUGGUGCCUCGCGGCCCGAGCAAAUUUACGAGAACGUCAAGGCUCUGGAGGUUGCGAAGCGACUGACCCCCGAGAUUCUGGAGAGGAUCGAGCAGGUUGCCCAGACGGCACCCAAGCAAGAGCCACUACGCUUCUAG
Molecule: messenger RNA, 1551 nt
Organism: Rasamsonia emersonii CBS 393.64
Lineage: Eukaryota; Fungi; Ascomycota; Eurotiomycetes; Eurotiales; Trichocomaceae
Product: Aldo/keto reductase
Exons: 6
Coding region: 1-1551 (516 amino acids)
Source: RefSeq, a predicted model, not a curated record